AUGAACGUCAGCCGGGAUAUCAGCACCUUGUCAGACCCCAACUUGCUCGAAAGGGUCGAUAGGCUCCGCGACUUGAAUAUUGGUCAACAUGUGCCUCUGCCUCAGGUAAAAUCAGGAGGCCGAUACCUUCUUGUUGUAGUCGGAGAUCAAAGCUCUGGCAAGUCCUCUUUGUUGGAAAGCCUGACCGGAUUUCCAUUUCCAAAAGACCAAACCCUUUGCACUCGCCACGCAACACAAAUUACAUCUCGACGGGAUAAGGAAGAUCGGGUCGACAUACGUAUCAUUGCUGGACCGAACGCAUCAGACGAGCAUAAAAAGCAUGUUGAGGGAUUCCGUACGUCGAUGCGCUCAGGUUCGGAAUUCCGGGAGCAGUUUGUUGAAAUUCUGCGCAAGGCUAAUGAAAGAAUGGGCCUUCGGGCCGAUAUCUCAGUCGAGGAUGGGUCUGUGUUCAGCGAAGAUGUCCUCAAGAUCGAGGUGCAUGGGCCUCUCGAGGACUAUCUCACCAUCAUUGAUGUCCCAGGAAUCUUCCGGACCACCACUCAAGGAACCACUAGAGACGACAUGGCCAUGGUGAAGAACCUCGUGACGAAGUACAUCAAAGAUGAACGUACCAUCAUCCUAGCAGUGCUGCCGAGUAAUGUCGACAUUGCCACGCAAGAAAUCCUGGAGAUUGCCGAGGAUUACGACAAGAAUGGCGAGCGUACUCUCGGAGUCCUCACUAAGCCCGACCUGGUACUCGAGUCAAGUGCACAGGCUGCUGUCUGCGACCUUAUUAACGGCCAGAAACGGCCGCUCACUCUUGGCUACUUCCUUGUCCGGAACCGUGGGGCGGAUAGUGCCUCAACGGAGCAGUCAGAGCUUGAUCAGAUUUUCAGGAAUCACCCGUGGGUUGAUCUCCCGCAAGAUCGAGUGGGCAUUCCAUCCCUCAAAGAGCAGCUUGCUUUGCACUUGAUCGACAUCACACGACGAGAAUAUCCUAAGCUUCUCCAAGAUGUCGGUAACCAGAUUAAAGAAUGCAAGAGGGAACUGAACAGCCUCGGGCCGCCCCGCCAGGACGAGCGCGAGCAACGUAGUUACCUCUGCAGUAUUGCCGGAACUUUUCAAAGCCAUGUCAGGGCAGCUUUGGCGGCCGAUUACAACGCCCAUCCAGUUUUCAAUCAAGGCGCUCUCCGUCUCAUCACACAAGUUGUGAACAUCACGGAUGUUUUCAGCGCCGAUUUUCAGCGGAGUGCCCAUUCACGGCACUUCAAGAAUCUUAAUCUGUUUGAACCCUUUGGCGAGGAUAGAAUCUUGGACGAUGAGGACUGCGAUGAAACUCCAGUUGAAUCGAUGGUAGCUAACUUACGAGAGUUACUCCGUCACGCAAAAUUGGACGAUGUUGCGCCAGGAGAGCUCACCGAGCUCGGCGACAUCAUUGAACCUCUGGAUGAAACACCAAUGCCACAUGAUGAUGUAACGUCGUGGAUCAAUAGUAUCUAUCUGCAGUCCAGGGGCCUUGACCUUGGCACCUUCAAUGCAAACUUAGUUGCUACAGCUUUUGCAGAGCAGUCGUGCAAAUGGGCCAAAAUGACCAAGGUCUAUAUGAGCAGAGUCAUCCUCACCGUUCAUCGCUUCAUCGCCGCUGCACUUCGUUCCGUUUGUCAAGAAGAGCAAGCCCGCUCCCAGCUGUGGUCCGCAAUCCUUGAUAGCCUAGUCGAAUGCUACAGGGUUGCAAUGGUCCAAGCGGAGCUGUUGGUCGAAGUUGAACAGCGUAAACAGCCUUACACCCUCAAUCGCCAAUUUACUCAGGCGCUGACGAAAUCUCGGGGUCAACGAAUCACUGAGCUGCUGCGUCCAAAGGCUAGAAAAGACACCAAGGGGUUCGGGGAAGUCCAGUAUAUGGUUCAUCUGGACGACAUUGCGAAAGCCGCCGAAGGCAAGAGCAACAUGGAACAAUUGCAGGAAGAGAUUCAUGACAUUCUUUGCGCCUAUUACAGGCUAGCGCUUGAUCGGUUCAUCGACAAUAUCUUUCAACUCGCUGUUGAUUACUGCCUGUUGCAUGGCCCUUGCAGCCCUCUAAAGGUUUUCGCUGAGGAGUGGGUAAUCAACCUCGAGCCCGAGCAACUCGAGCGUAUUGUUGGCGAGACCAAAGCUGCAAAGAAGCGUCGCUCAAAGCUUGUAAAAAAGAUCGAAGAUUUGUCCAACGCUUUCAAGAUACUUAAAAGCUAG
Messenger RNA from Fusarium redolens, 2208 nucleotides. RefSeq names its product P-loop containing nucleoside triphosphate hydrolase protein. Gene Ontology annotation, molecular function: microtubule binding; GTPase activity; GTP binding. NCBI's taxonomy places the organism in Eukaryota, Fungi, Ascomycota, Sordariomycetes, Hypocreales, Nectriaceae. The record is from RefSeq and is a predicted model, not a curated record. The coding region runs from base 1 to 2208 and encodes 735 amino acids. Gene Ontology annotation, cellular component: cytoplasm; membrane; microtubule. The transcript is spliced from 3 exons.